Rana temporaria (common frog) is the source of this 1508-nucleotide messenger RNA. RefSeq names its product exonuclease 3'-5' domain containing 1 (gene EXD1). The transcript has 12 exons. Gene Ontology annotation, biological process: nucleobase-containing compound metabolic process. Lineage: Eukaryota; Metazoa; Chordata; Amphibia; Anura; Ranidae. The coding region runs from base 48 to 1202 and encodes 384 amino acids. Gene Ontology annotation, molecular function: 3'-5' exonuclease activity; nucleic acid binding. The record is from RefSeq and is a predicted model, not a curated record.
AGAUAUUUGUUGCACCUACAGGUAAUUGCGCAAAAAUUAAUUUGAAUAUGGACCUGGCUUCUGGAAAAUGCAUCCUGAACGAUUUGAUUGGGAAGACUAUCAAAAUUACAACCACCAAUAGGUGCUUUCAAGGAAUUUUAUUUAGUGUUCAUGCAGAUCGCACUGUCACUCUAAUAAAAGUGAAGGAUUUGAAGACUGGGGAAGCUGUGAGGGGACCAAGGCUGUUUUUUGGCCCAAAUAUUCUGAAUGUUGAACCAGUGGAAGAAUCUAAAAGUGUUGGCCAAGAGGUUGAAGGAGAAACAUCAGAAGAAAGAAGUCGCCUACUGUCUCUGAAGUUUGCCCAUAGUAAUCACCCGGAGGAGCCUUCUAACAUUUUAUGGGCAAUUAAAUGUGCAGUUGAUAAUGAAGAGGUGGUUUAUACUGUGAUAGACCAGUUCCAGGCUGCGUUUCAACCAACAAUUCUGCAUCUCAAAAGCCAGAAGGUCAUAAGUUUAGGAGCUGCUGGUCUGAACUUGGGUCGCUAUGGAAAACUUUGUUGGCUACAGGUUGCCACUAGGAAGCAUGUUUACCUCUUUGAUAUCCUCACCAUGGGACCAGGAGUCUUCAAAAACGGUCUUCAAGUGGUGCUUGAAGACAAAGGCAUCCUAAAGGUCAUCCAUGAUGGUCGUUGGCUAGUAGAUAUUUUGUCCCACCAAUAUAGUGUGAUCUUGAAUAAUGUUUUCGAUACACAGGUGGGUGACGUGUACCUGUUUUCCAUGGAGACUGGUGGCUUCCUUCCUCAUCGAACAUCUUCUGUAAAGGAAUGUUUGACUCGGUAUUUGAACAUGCCAGCUACACAAGUUAAUUUCCUGAACAUCAAACAAACCUUGAUGAAGGAAAUCCCCAAUAUCUGGUCUGACCGUCCAAUGUCUUCUACCUUGCUGAAGGUAUUGGCUCUGGAAGUAUUGCACCUCCUAGAUCUGCGCCAAGCUAUGCUGGAUGACAUGUUUGCUGACGUUACACUGUUAGUUAAUAGCUAUCUCGGUGCUCAUUGCCCCAGAAGAGCAGAUGUUUUAGAGAGGGUUGAGACCCCCUGCUCGCAGCUUCCCAAAGAACUUCAGCAGCUUCCUGUCUUACAGCAAAUGAGAAGAGAAUCGGCACUGAAAGAAUACAAUUUUAACAGCCAGGGAUUCCUUAUAAGAGCAGAGAAAAAGAAGCCAUGAUCUCUAGAUGAGCCUUACCUUAAUCAGAAUUGGUGCUAGGAGAUUUCCUUCAUUGGGGUGCACACUUUCUCCUCACGUAGUUCUCUCACGUUACAGCUCACUGGUAGAGUUUCUAGGAAUUUUGGUCCCUUUUUUUUGUUUUUCUUGUAGGUUAUUAUUUUACAUGCAUUUAUAAAAUAUAAUUUUUUACUAAAAAUGUAAGGAUUUUUCAUGAUCCCAGUGUGCUUUCUUUUUUUUGUAAUUGGAUCACCUGUCCAUGUUUUAUUCCUUUAACACAGUUCUCAAAAUAAAAUGUGAAGGGUGAUC